This is a messenger RNA of Emiliania huxleyi CCMP1516, 2328 nucleotides long. RefSeq lists its product as hypothetical. Bases 304 to 525 code for a protein of 73 amino acids. NCBI's taxonomy places the organism in Eukaryota, Haptophyta, Isochrysidales, Noelaerhabdaceae. The transcript has a single exon. The record is from RefSeq and is a predicted model, not a curated record.
CGCGCAGAACGGCGGCCGCGAGGCAGCCGGCGCGGUGCUCCCUCGGCGCGGUUCGCCGGAGCAGACUUUUGCUUACGGUUUGAGCCGCGGCCCGGUAGGUUGACUGAGCGGCUGGUGCGUGUGAGGCGGUGCUGGGCGGGGUUGGGUCGCCACUGCGCGAUCCGGCCCCAGUCUCGGUUACGUAGACGCCUAGUCAGCACGUGCCGCCGCGGGGACUCACCCUCCCCCGACGCAAAAGCUCCCUCGCUGUGCCCCUCCGGACCGGAUGGGGCCGCCUGGGCAGCGGCUGUGUGUGAGAAGCAGAUGGUUUCCCGAUGGGCAGACGCCUCGUGCGCCUCACCCCGCAGCGCGGCUGGCUCGCAGCUCGGAGGUUUCCUCUGGGCGCGGGUCGGCUGGCUGCACUGUCGGUGGCGGUGGCGCCUCGACUGGCCCCGCGUAACAAGGCCCUGGCAGGCUCAGCGGUGCAGCCCUCCCCUUUCGGAGCGGCUCCCGCCCUGCUGUGGAGCUGCGGCGUGUCGGUUGUGAUGCGCUUCUAGCCACCGAGCGGUCGUGCGAAUCCUUGAGUGGAGGCGCGAUGCGCCGCGCCCCGCGAGGCCGCCCGUACUGGGCCGGCCCGCGGCUUGGCGCCGCGCGAGGGCUGCGGCUCUGACUAGAGCCGCGCUCCGUAACAUGAUUACGACACGUGUCCUUGGCUUUGUUGGCCUCGGAGUGAGCACUGUCGGUCAGGCUCUGGGCGGCCGCGCGCGGUGGUCUCUUGUCCCCUCCGGAGACGGAGGGCUCUGACUCGGACCGCGCGCGCUGGCCUGCCCCUGUCUGGUCCGGGACUUCCGUUGCGGGAGGGGGUCUGGUCUCCGACUGGGCUCCCUCCCCGCGGGUUGUCUGCGGGCUACCUGGUUGAUCCUGCCAGUAGUCAUAUGCUUGUCUCAAAGAUUAAGCCAUGCAUGUCUAAGUAUAAGCGACUAUACUGUGAAACUGCGAAUGGCUCAUUAAAUCAGUUAUGGUUUAUUUGAUGGUACCUUGCUACUUGGAUAACCGUAGUAAUUCUAGAGCUAAUACAUGCAGGAGUUCCCGACUCACGGAGGGAUGUAUUUAUUAGAUAAGAAACCAAACCGGUCUCCGGUUGCGUGCUGAGUCAUAAUAACUGCUCGAAUCGCACGGCUCUACGCCGGCGAUGGUUCAUUCAAAUUUCUGCCCUAUCAGCUUUCGAUGGUAGGAUAGAGGCCUACCAUGGCGUUAACGGGUAACGGAGAAUUAGGGUUCGAUUCCGGAGAGGGAGCCUGAGAAAUGGCUACCACAUCCAAGGAAGGCAGCAGGCGCGUAAAUUGCCCGAAUCCUGACACAGGGAGGUAGUGACAAGAAAUAACAAUACAGGGCUAUUUUAGUCUUGUAAUUGGAAUGAGUACAAUUUACAUCUCUUCACGAGGAUCAAUUGGAGGGCAAGUCUGGUGCCAGCAGCCGCGGUAAUUCCAGCUUCAAUAGCGUAUAUUAAAGUUGUUGCAGUUAAAACGCUCGUAGUCGGAUUUCGGGGCGGGCCGACCGGUCUGCCGAUGGGUAUGCACUGGCCGGCGCGUCCUUCCACCCGGAGACCGCGCCUACUCUUAACUGAGCGGGCGCGGGAGACGGGUCUUUUACUUUGAAAAAAUCAGAGUGUUUCAAGCAGGCAGUCGCUCUUGCAUGGAUUAGCAUGGGAUAAUGAAAUAGGACUCUGGUGCUAUUUUGUUGGUUUCGAACACCGGAGUAAUGAUUAACAGGGACAGUCAGGGGCACUCGUAUUCCGCCGAGAGAGGUGAAAUUCUCAGACCAGCGGAAGACGAACCACUGCGAAAGCAUUUGCCAGGGAUGUUUUCACUGAUCAAGAACGAAAGUUAGGGGAUCGAAGACGAUCAGAUACCGUCGUAGUCUUAACCAUAAACCAUGCCGACUAGGGAUUGGAGGAUGUUCCAUUUGUGACUCCUUCAGCACCUUUCGGGAAACUAAAGUCUUUGGGUUCCGGGGGGAGUAUGGUCGCAAGGCUGAAACUUAAAGGAAUUGACGGAAGGGCACCACCAGGAGUGGAGCCUGCGGCUUAAUUUGACUCAACACGGGGAAACUUACCAGGUCCAGACAUUGUGAGGAUUGACAGAUUGAGAGCUCUUUCUUGAUUCGAUGGGUGGUGGUGCAUGGCCGUUCUUAGUUGGUGGAGUGAUUUGUCUGGUUAAUUCCGUUAACGAACGAGACCGCAGCCUGCUAAAUAGCGACGCGAACCCUCCGUUCGCUGGAGCUUCUUAGAGGGACAACUUGUCUUCAACAAGUGGAAGUUCGCGGCAAUAACAGGUCUGUGAUGCCCUU